CAUUGACCGAUUCCUAGUCAAAGGCAGUCGGUAGCCAUUGCCAUCAUAACACAGCCACCUUCCUCCAUUUCCACUAACUAAUUUUUAUAUUCAACUUCGUCUUCUUCCGCCUUAAUUAAUUCACUACCAGAUUCUACAGCUACUUCCACACUUCAAUCAAAAUCUUAAUCGACAUAUGUUUUAAUAGCUCCUUGUUUUUAAUACUAGUAAUUUGUUUUUUCCUUGAUAUAAACAAUCAAUAUUUUUUUGGCGCGUCUCAGACUUGGGGGGUGGAGUUGUAACCACCAUCUCUAUCAUCCCUUCCAUCAACCUGAAUCAUUAAUUGCUAAUCUAAUUUGACUUUCCACUGGUGAAUUACGAAGAAAACGAAAAUGGGAGCGCUGUGUUCGAAGCCGAAGCCGAAAUCGACGGCAAACCCGUACGCGGGCAGAAGCACGGGCCUAGAGAAGCAGUUUCAUCAGGAGCGGCGGCAGCGGCAGCGAGAGAUGCAGAGAGAAACCAGUAAGAUUGCGACAGCUCAGCCGACGGUGCAGGAGCCCGUGGAGGCUGCUAAAGAGUCGCCGAGGUUGUCGGCUUCUAAAGAGUCGCCGAGGAGUUCGGCUGCUAGGGAAUCGCCAAGGUUUUCGGCUUCUAAAGAGUCGCCGAGGGGUUCGGCUCGCUUCUCGACUGCCAGUGAUGAUGAGUUCUAUGAUGGGAUACCGCGUUACCAGAAGAGCUCAUCCUAUUUGAAGUCGAGAUCGUUGAGGUCUGCUAAGGUGUCAGAAGUGAGCUCCCGUUUAGGCCGAGCUGGCAGUGCUGGAUUUGGAAGGGCGGUAGAAGUUUUGGACUCACUUGGGAGCAGUGUGUCCAAUUUGAACAUUAAAGGAGGAUUUGUGUCGGGAGCAACCAAUAAAAGUAAUGAACUUUCUAUUCUAUCAUUUGAGGUAGCCAAUACAAUAGUUAAAGGUUCAAGCCUUAUGCAAUCACUUUCAAAACGAAGUAUACGACAACUGGAAGAAAUAGUGCUUCCUGAAAAAGGUGUUCAACAAUUAGUAACAAAUGACAUGGACGAACUAUUAAGGAUUGUUGCAUCAGAUAAAAGGGAGGAGCUGAAGGUUUUUGCUGGAGAAAUAAUCCGCUUCGGGAAUCGAUGUAAAGAUCCUCAGUGGCACAACUUGGACCGGUUCUUUGAGAAACGUAGCAGAGAUCGUACCCCUCAGAAGCAAUUGCAGGAAACAGCCGAAUCAGUGAUGAUGCAACUGAUGACUUUGGUCCAACUUACUGCUGAACUAUAUCAGGAGCUGCACACACUUGACAAAAUUGAAUUAGAAUAUCAGCGUAAGCGACUGGAAGAGUUUAGAUUCAAUGCUAUACAACGAGGAGACAGGGACAACAGCCUCAACGUUUUGGCUACGGAAUUGAAAAACCAAAAGAAACUGGUGAAAACCUUAAAGAAAAAGUCAUUGUGGUCCAGAACUAUGGACGAGGUUAUGGGGAAGCUUGUUGAUAUCGUGCUAUUUCUUAAUCAGGAAAUAAACCAUACAGUUUGGCAAUCCAGUGAGAUACCGGAUAAAGAAAUCAACAACAAUCGGCAAAGGUUGGGACCUGCUGGGCUUGCAUUACAUUAUGCUAACAUCAUUCUGCAGAUUGACUCAAUUGUAGCGCGUUCGAAUUCCAUUCCUCAAAGCUCUAGAGAUACUUUGUAUCAGGGCCUGCCACCAAACAUAAAAGAUUCUUUACGAUCCAAGCUGCAGUCUUUCCAUGUUGAGAAGGAGGUAUUCUUACUGUUUUUUAAGUGCAAAGAUGAGAUGGAAAAGACUCUACAUUGGCUUGUGCCCGUCGCCACAAAUACGGCUAAGGCUCAUCAUGGCUUCGGCUGGGUUGGAGAGUGGGGAAACACAGGGUCUGAGUCGAAUAACAGGGCUGCCGGGCCUAUUGAUAUAAUGCAAAUCGAGACGCUCCACCAUGCAGACAAGCAAAAGACGGAAGCAUACAUCCUCGAUCUCCUCGCUUGGCUGAAUUAUUUGGCAAGCCUUUCCAAGGCCGCUCUGAAAGGAGAAGGAGCUGUGAGGCCAUCGGUCAGGCCAGCUGUUCGUUCACCCCCGAACAGAGCCGAUGAGCAAUCUGCUGCAAAAGAUACGAGUCAAUCCCAACUUUGAACAGGAGCAGCAGAAGCCAGAGUCAAGGGUAAAAUAGUACUUUGACUCUCUUCUCGAAGAAAAAAACAUUAAGAAGUCCGAUGACGACUCUACAGAAACGCGCUCGUCGUCGAGUAGUAUCUCCAUAAAUUAUGGACAUGACAGUGAGAAAUCACUGAGUAGUGCCAUCACGAGUUAAGGUACUUGUAGAUAAUGUGUGGUGUUGUGGUUUGGCAACGAUUGAACCAUGCAUGAUGUAUAUAAGAGGAGAAUUGUACUCCCAAGGCCUAACAGUAGGUGGUUAAUACUCAAGGCCUGAGGUUUUGGGUUCGAGUUUAUCGUCGUGCGAUCUUUAAAUUUUUUUUGUUUACUUGUAUAAUUAAUCAAAAAAAAAAAAGAAGAGAGUUGUAUGCAACAUCCUCUGUUGCAAAAUCUUGUUGUGUCAUAGACGACAUGUGUAUUAAAUGAUGUUACAAAUAUGCAUAUGACCCUAUUGAGUAAUAUUAAAAUGUGAUAAGAAGCAAA
Messenger RNA from Salvia miltiorrhiza (redroot sage), 2642 nucleotides. RefSeq names its product protein PSK SIMULATOR 1-like. The record is from RefSeq and is a predicted model, not a curated record. The transcript has 13 exons. Gene Ontology annotation, biological process: positive regulation of growth. NCBI's taxonomy places the organism in Eukaryota, Viridiplantae, Streptophyta, Magnoliopsida, Lamiales, Lamiaceae. The coding region runs from base 372 to 2138 and encodes 588 amino acids.